Rhipicephalus sanguineus (brown dog tick) is the source of this 681-nucleotide messenger RNA. RefSeq lists its product as uncharacterized. The transcript has a single exon. The record is from RefSeq and is a predicted model, not a curated record. Lineage: Eukaryota; Metazoa; Arthropoda; Arachnida; Ixodida; Ixodidae. The coding region runs from base 1 to 681 and encodes 226 amino acids.
AUGACUUUCCCCGGGCUCGCUCCGUCGCCGUUCUUCCUUGCGACGCCCGGCCGGCCGCCACUACCAUGGGAGCAGUGUGAGCAGAUGUUCAACGUCUACCUGGUGGCGUCCGGGGCCGCCGAGUUCACGCCAGCACGACGCAAGGCUAUCAUUUUGCAAUGCUUGGGGCCGGAGGGCCAGCGUAUUUAUCAGACCUUACCUGCAGGGUCGACCGCCGCAGCACCACCAGUGCCAAGCGCCGCAGCGCUCGCCGUUAAGGACGGGGAUAAGUCUGCCGCAGCCACUUAUGACGAAUACGACACUGCACUCGUGGCAUUACGGCACCACUUUUGGACGUCCUGCAACGUUGUCGUCGAGCGUCAUCGUUUUCACCGCCGCCGUCAACACUCAGGCGAGUCCGUUCAUGACUUUGUUGCCGCCCUACGGGAGCUAGCGUCACACUGUUCGUUCGUUUCUCAGGAUGAUGCUCUGCGGGAUCAAAUCUUUGCCGGCAUAGCUUCCAACCGCGUACGUGAACGGUUAUUGCUUGAGGGCCCCUCACUUUCGUUCGAAGGCUCGGUGCGAAUUGCGCUCCCAUUUGAGCAAGCAGCUGAAGAGCUAAAGGAAUUUUCUCCUUCGGUCGACAAAGUUUCAAUGCAGCGUCGCCGUGAGAAACCAUUGCAUUCAUCGCAAAAGAGCUAA